UGCAAAUUCAAAGCGGCCAGUGUAGACAGCUGGCAAGUUUUUCCGCAAAAGCGGCCACUUUUAUGGAAAAACUUGCCAGUCUAGACGCAGCCGAAGUGUAGAGGGAACCCAAGAUUAAAGCAGAGGGGCUGUGGGUCAGACUGGCUUAGCUGUAGUGGGCAGCUCAGGACUGCACCCGCCAGAGUUCUGUGGGUCAGGACUGGGGACAUGGCAGAGUUAGGGGGAGGGUGGGGAAAAUGAAUGAGAGAAACCAUCCAGCCUGGAGUAAGUGCUCUAGGCAGGGAUGGCAGGGUUUCAAGAGUCUGGUGGGAGGCUCGCUGUGGGGUGCGCAGCUGCUCGAUCCGGAGGGUGACUCAGGAGCAGCAUCUGAACUCAGCAGAAAUGCAGCAUUGGAGGGUCUGCAGGCUGUGUGUGUCUGUCCUGGGACUGCCGCUGUCGCUCCCCUGCAGCCUGAGCUGAGGAGCUGGUGACCUUCACCCAGCCCUCUAAAGAGGAUGUUCCUUGGGCUCUGAGGAAGAGCAGAGACUGGGGGUUGGCAGCUGCAAGGGAAGAAAACAGGGUGGCUCCAAGUCUGAAAAGGAGCCAGGUAGAGACCUGUGCAACCCACAGCCAGCUCCUCUCUGGGGAGACAGGCAGGCUCCAAUGAGGCAAAGCAAGGGCAGGGGGCUUGACUUGAUGGCUACAACACGUUGGCCUCUAAGACACAGACACCUAAAGUUAGGCUCCUAAAUCCAAGUUUAGGUGCCAAAUUUAAUGGCUUGAUUGCUCGAGGGAAUCCCAGGACCACUUCCAGCAGCUCCCCUGCAUAGCGGAGGGGCAGAGGAAUUGCUACGUGCCUCAGGCCAGGGUCCAGCUGCUCUAAUGUUGGGUCCCAGCACCAGCUGCUCCAGAGGUUGCAAUAAACCCCCCAGGAGGGCAGGUUAGAGAAGAAACUUCCUGUUAGGUUAUGCCUGAGGGGGAGGCUACCCCAGUGGGGGACUAUUGACAGCAGCACAUGGGUUUGGGACAGGACCUCCUGGACUUGGGCUCUUUGUGGCUGAGGAUGGAGAGCAGGGUGCAGUCCAUGGGAAGUGGGUGCCCUGCUGUUUCCCAAAUCACUAGGACAAGUGGCAAGUUGGGGCCUGGAUCGUCGCUCCUUUACUGGAAGAGAGGGGGAGGAGCGGGAGUGGUUCAGUGGGGUGGCGCCCGCUGGGGCCUGAGCCAGCCCCGCUACAGGGGUGUCUGACUCGCGUGGAGCGGCUGGGUGCAGCCUGGCCACUUGCUCCUUUCUAACGUGGCCAGUUCCCUUUAAUCACGACAGGUCAAAACGCAGCUGCAAGCCCAGACAGUGGCAGCCGUGGCUGUGGGGCAUCAGCACAACCACCAGGGUGUCUCCAGUGCCUUUGAGACCAUCUACCGGACGCAGGGGCUUGUGGGCCUGUGGCGAGGGGUGAGCGGUGCCGUACCCCGCGUCAUGGUGGGCUCUGCGGCGCAGUUGGCCACCUUCGCAUCAGCCAAGGAGUGGGUCGAGGAGCUCCAGUGGUUCAAGGAGGGCAGCUGGAUAGUGGCCUUGGCAGGAGGCAUGAUCAGCAGCGUGGCGGUGGCCGUGGCGAUGACGCCCUUUGACGUGGUCAGCACCAGGCUCUAUAACCAGCCCGUGGACGAGCGGGGCACGGGCAAGCACUACCGAGGGCUCCUCGACUGCUUUGUGCAGAUCUUCAGGAAAGAGGGCAUCCUGGCUCUGUACAAAGGGAUCGGUCCUGCCUACCUGCGCCUGGGACCUCACACCAUCCUCAGCCUGCUCUUCUGGGACGAACUCAGGAAGCUCACCUACCGCCACCAGCAGCAUGGAGUUUAAGCCCCUGCAGCCGUGUGGCAAAUCUGCCCCGAAACCCCCCAUCUGGGAACUCUGGUGCCCCCGGGCUAGCGGGGAGCUCCCAGGGGGCGGGGGGUGGGGAACCGGAGAUUUGGCAGCCUGGGAGACCAGGAAGUCAGCUCAGGGCUUUCGGGCUGGGGAAUCACGCCAGAGCUGUGGGGCUUGGGGAGGGAGGAGCAGCGUGUCCCAGCUCUGACACGACUCCCUUCUGGGACCUUGGACAAGCCCAUAGCACUGCCCUGUGCCGUGGUCUCCCCACCUGAAACAGGGAUCAGCCUGGCUGCUCCGCAGGCGGUUGUGAGGGUUACAUGGCGCUUUGCAAAGUGCACGGAUGCGAGGGGCCAGACGAUACGUGUGCCAGGUGGAUUCUUACCCAGCACGCUUGGCCUCCGAAGGACGUGGAGGAGCCGGGGCUGUUUCCAGGCCUUGUCUGUGGAGGGGUUUCCCUGCUGCAAGCCUUGGCCGCCUUCCCUGAGGGAUUCGUAUUUAACCCAUCGCGCCAGGAGCUGCCACAGGGAAGGAUGAACUUGUGGCCACUACAGAGAUUUCAGUCUGGAGGCAAACCCUGCAGCAGAGUCAGAGCGCUCUGUCCUACGGGCAGGUACCGGCAACACCUGCUCCCAGCGGGACCCUGCCUGCCCCAG
Molecule: messenger RNA, 2499 nt
Organism: Pelodiscus sinensis (Chinese soft-shelled turtle)
Lineage: Eukaryota; Metazoa; Chordata; Testudines; Trionychidae
Source: RefSeq, a predicted model, not a curated record